AUGGAGCUUCUCUGCCUCUCAGACAAUCUCCUAGUCCUCGUUUUAGCACUAGUAGUAACAGCAUCCUCCCUCCUUUACCUGUUCACCACUAACCAUGUUCACAGUACCACACCGAAGCCAGCUCUUCUCCCCCCUGAGCCAUAUGGCGGCCUCCCGAUCAUAGGCCACCUCCAUCAGCUCCUCUCCUCCAAGAAGACACUGGCCCGAGCGCUGGCCGACAUGGCGGACAGUCACGGACCCAUCUUCACCAUCCGGCUCGGACUUCUCCGAGCCGUCGUGGUCAGCGAUCCCGAGACCGUCCACGAAUGCUUCGCGGGGGGCCACCUCGACAGGGCUCUGGCGUCUCGUCCCAAGUCCAGCAAUGCAGAGUGCCUGACAUACAACUACGCCGGCCUCGGCGCCGCGCCGUACGGGACAUACUGGCGCGACAUUCGGAAGGUGGCGGUGACUCAGCUGCUGUCCAGCCACCGGCUCAAGUCCCUCCGCCACGUUCAGAUAUCGGAGAUCGACAUGCUGAUGAAGGAAUUGCAUCACGUCAGCCAGAGCCAGAGCCAGAGCCAGAGCAGGGGAGUUGCUGGGAUCAGCGAGUUGCUGGAGCAGCUGGCUUGUAACACGAUUACGAGGUUGAUUGCAGGGAAGAGGUACUUCAAUUACAAGGGUGGGGGUCGAGGGAGCGAGGAAGGGGAGAGGAUUGGAGGGCUGAUUAAGGAGUUUAUGCGCAUCUGCACCGACUUCGUGCCCUCGGAUUUCAUCCCAUUGUUGGGAUGGAUGAAUUGGUUUCCUGGGUCUUUGAAAUCGAUGAAGCGGGUUGCUGCGGAACUGGACAAGGUGUUGCAGGGUUGGAUUGAGGAGCGUAAGCAGCUGAGGAAUGGGACAGGAGGAGCAAGUGGUGGUGAAGAGCAGAGUGCCUUCAUUGAUGUGAUGCUUUCCGCUGUUGGGGAUGAUUUUGCGCACCACUUCUCGCCGGACACAAUCAUCAAAGCCACAUCCCUGGUAAUUAAGUGGUGCAUGCAGACGCUCAUCCUAGGCGGUGUCGACACCACAUCUAUCACCAUGACAUGGAUCAUCUCGAAUCUGUUGAACAACAGACGCGCAAUGGAGCUUGCACAGCAAGAGCUCGACGCCAAAGUCGGCCGCAAUCGGGUGGUGGAGCACUCUGACAUCGACAGCCUCGUCUACCUCCAAGCCAUCGUCAAAGAGACCAUGCGCUUGUACCCGGCCGCGCCGACCGGGCUACCGCACCAGGCAUUGGAGGACUGCACCAUCCAUGGCUACCACGUCCCCAAGGGCGCGCGGGUGUUUGCCAACCUCUGGAAGCUGCACCGAGACCCGAACGUGUGGCACGAUCCCGACGAAUUCAAGCCGGAGAGGUAUCUUGCGGAACAAGUAGAAGACCACGAGAAUGAAAAUUUGGUUGACUUAUUGUCCGCCAAAAACUAUGAGCUGAUCCCAUUUGGGUUGGGGAGAAGGUCGUGCCCUGGAAACGCGUUUGCCUUGCAAGUUGUGCACUUGACUGUAGCAAGGAUCUUGCAGGGUUUCCAAAUCAGCAACGCGACCAUGGUUCCAGUCGAUAUGACUGAAGGGUUAGGAUUGACCAUGCCUAAAGCAACUCCGUUGGAGGUUAAACUCGCACCUCGCCUCCCGCUUUACCUCUAUCAAGUUUGCUAG
Molecule: messenger RNA, 1668 nt
Organism: Linum tenue
Lineage: Eukaryota; Viridiplantae; Streptophyta; Magnoliopsida; Malpighiales; Linaceae
Source: the annotation of a GenBank genome assembly